Microplitis demolitor is the source of this 3727-nucleotide messenger RNA. It is a transcript of the gene MFS17, whose product is annotated as sialin. Gene Ontology annotation, biological process: transmembrane transport; monoatomic anion transport. NCBI's taxonomy places the organism in Eukaryota, Metazoa, Arthropoda, Insecta, Hymenoptera, Braconidae. Gene Ontology annotation, molecular function: transmembrane transporter activity. The transcript has 11 exons. Gene Ontology annotation, cellular component: plasma membrane. The record is from RefSeq and is a predicted model, not a curated record. The coding region runs from base 425 to 2029 and encodes 534 amino acids.
GUUCGGCUCUUGUAUGUCGGUAAUUUUAUGUAAACUCGGGACAGUUUUGCAGUAUCAUUCAUGCCUUAUAUAUACAUUUAGAGUUCAAUUGACCAUGUAAAUAUAACAAUCGUAGUAAAAAAAAUCUUAAAUUAAUUUUCGUCCUCAAAAUUAAAUAUUAUUGUUCCAAAUGAUACUUUUUUAUAAUUUUUAUCAAAUAAUUAAAUGAUAAAAUGACCUUAAACUCAAAUUAAAUUUUUUUAUCACGUGUGUAAAAAUGACAAGUAUAAAUAAAAGUUUGGUGUUUAAAAAUUAUUUAUUUGUUACGCCUUAUGACAUAAACGGAGUCAAAAAGAAUCUAAGGUGAUUGUGGAUCGACACUGUUGCAUUUCGUUCGUAAAGAAACGCACAAUUAAUUCCCUGGCAAUAUCAUCAGAGAAACACAAUGGAAGAUUCGCAGAGCCGAUACGAAAACCCAUCGGGUUUAAAACGAUCAUCGUAUCAUUAUCGAAGAUUUUCUGACUUAGUCCCAGCACGAGUGGUUUUAUAUAUGCUCUCAUUUUCUGGAUUCCUCGUAUCAUUUAUGAUGAGAACAGAUAUAAACAUUGCGAUAGUUGAGAUGGUUAAACUUCAACCCCUUGUUUCCAAGUCGGAAAUUCCCAGGGACUCAUAUUGUUACGAUAUACCAAAUGGAACUUUGUCAUUAAAUACCUCAACUGAUUCACACAAAACAACGGGUGAAUUCGAUUGGAGUCCAAAAAUACAGUCUGCGAUAACUGGAAGUUUUUACUGGUGUUAUAUCCUUUCACAAAUUGUUGGGGGUGUGCUUACUCAAUAUUUUGGAACUAAAACUGUUUUUGGUGGUUCACAAUUAAUUACUGCAAUAUGCAGUUUACUUAUACCUACCGCAGCAGAACUACAUUAUGGAGCAAUGAUAGCUCUAAGAAGUAUUCAAGGAAUCGCGAGUGGCUUAACCUGGCCAGCGAUGUAUGCGAUCGUGGGGCAUUGGAUCCCGCCAGUAGAGCGUUCACGUUUUAUGUCAUCGUUUCAAGGGUUCAGUUUCGGCAUCGGGUUGACGUACUUCCUGUGUGGGUUUCUCAUCGCCCAUUAUGGCUGGAGAGUUGUCUUCUACACAACUGGCAGUAUCGGAGUCUUCUGGUGCUUGCUGUGGUUUUUCUUCGCCUUCGACACACCAGCCUCUCAUCCAAGGAUAACUCAUCAGGAGCGACAGUAUAUUCAAGGCAGCGUUAGCCUUCAAGUUGGCAACACUGAGCAAGCGAUGCCAGUACCUUGGAAAUCUAUUUUGACUUCGUGGCCAGCAUGGGCUAUUGCUAUUACAACAUUUGGAAGAAUAUGGGUUCAUUAUGUGUUCAUUAUUCCCGGCCCAAUGUACAUGAAAACCGUCUUAGGCUUCAGCAUCCAAACUAAUGGAUUCCUGUCCGGAGCUCCGUUUAUUUGUAGUUACUUCAGUUCAGUUGUUUUCUGUUACAUUGCGGAUGUUCUUGUAACUAGACAAAUAAUGACUUUAACCAACGUACGAAAAAUGUUCACCGCCAUUUCUCAAGUUAUUCCUGGCUUACUAGUAUUACUGAUUGGUUACUUAGGCUGCAAUAUUAUUAUUGUUCUCAUAGUUUGGUUCAUUGCUGUAACAUUGAUUACAGCAGCUUACGCUGGUGCGAUGGCUAAUAUUGUCGAUAUCGCACCAAAUUUAGCUGGUCCAGUUUUAGCAUUCGCUCAAACGAUUCACAUGACUGCCAGUUUUUUAUCGCCGGCUGCAGCCGCUAUAUUUACCGACGAAGAUCAAACUCUAGAUGCCUGGAGAAACGUCUUUGGCCUCACUAGUGGUAUCGCAUGUGGUACUUAUAUUAUAUAUCAAAUAUUUGGAACAGCUGACAUUCAAUCGUGGAAUUAUCCAGAUCAAAAACGUCCUCAAAUAGUAGAUAACGACAUCGAGCCGUUGAAUGAUUCGAGUCUGAAAAAUGGUAAAAUUCUACCCAAGCAGAAUAACGAUCCAGAGCAACCGGAGUUAAUAAACGAAUACUCACACUAAAAUUUAUGUACUUGAAAAAUAAGACUUCGAUAUAUUUAAUAUAAUAUUUACUUUAGAAAAAAAUAACUUACAACACUGUCGAAUACUACGUAUUUAAAAGUAAAUGCAUUCGAUUGAGUGCGUAACUUUAAUUCCUGUUAUAUUGGCAGUUAGUAAGCUUGUAUUUAAUUGUAGAAAAGCAGAGUAUUUUUAUGAUAUGAAAAUCUCAGGUAAAAUUUUACCAAUUUAUAUAUUAUUAGGAUUAUAGAUCAUUUACUAAGUGGGCACAAUUGUACUCAAUUAAUAUAUAUGUAUGUAAAUAUAUAUAUAUUAGUAUUGAAUAGUCUAAAGUACUUUAAAAUUCGUCUUAAAAAAACAACCGUCACCUUGCAGAUCAGUUUCGUUCUUUUUCAAAAAAUAUAUUGACUUUAUUUGUCCGAAUAGUCAAACAAUUUUAGGCAUGUAUAUAAAAUAUAAUAUUAUAUAUAUUUUAUGGGUGAACCAUUCGAUACUCUCCAAAUUAUAUAUAAAUUUUUUUUUGAAUUAUCAUUUAUCACAAUGUUCUUAAACAAUAUUUUUUUAUGCACGACAUAGUUUUUAAAUCGAGUCUAAUUCCACAUAAAAAUAUUUUUUUAAAAAGGCCGUAACUUUAUCAAUUAGAAAAAAACAAAAACUUACCUACAAAAUCAUCAUUUUUAGAAAAUUAAGAAAUGUUUUUUUAUGUUCAAGAUAAUUCUUAAUAUCGACUACUUAUUUAAGAGUUCAAUCGAUAUAAUUAUUAUUUAAGAUAUGAAGUUGAAUCUAGUAGCCGUAAUAAGUAGCGGCCAGCAAUUUUUUGCGUGGCCGCUACUUAUUACGACCAUUAGUGCAAUAUUUUGCGUGGCCGCUACUUACUACGGCUACUAGCGGAAUCGUUUGCGUGGCUACUACUCAUUACGGCCACUACCGCAAUUUUUUGCGUGGCCGCUACUUAUUGUAACUACUAGCGCAAUCUUUUGCGUGGCUGCUACUUAUUACGGCCACUAGCUUCAGCUUCAUUAUUUAAAAUGUGAUUGAUUCACUUCUCUAUAAAAUGAUAGAAUCUCAGUAGAAAGAGAAAAACACUUUUUUUUUUUUUUGAUUAUAUUUUUAUUUUAUACAUUAAAUAAUAAUUAAUAACUCACUAGUUAAUAGUUACUUUGAAAGUAAAAUUAUUAAAAAUUUUUUAUAAAUAAAUAAUCAUAAAAUAAUUAGAAGUAAAAUAUAAAAAAAUUCCUGAGAAAUAAUUAUAGCAUGAAUUAAAACUUUUAAUACUAAAAUCCAACCUCAUAAAAUACUACUUUAAUAAUACGUUUCGUGAAAUUUGAAAAAAAAUAAAAGUUGUUAAAUUCAUAAUUAAAAUAAAUGUACUAUAUAAUGAGUACACGCUAAUGAAAUAAGAUAUGAAAAUAUAUUCAAGAUUAAACUUAUGAGUGCCUUGCUGUAAAAAUGACAAACAAUAUAAAUAACUGUUUAAGUAAUAAAUAAUUGAUCCUUAAUUUUUUGUAAAGACUCCUCGAUAGUUGCGAACAGUAAAAUUUAAAAAUAAACAAAGAUAUUGUAAUUAUAAUGUAAACGAAUGUAUAAUUAAUCAAAAACGCUAUAAAUAUGCGAAAUUUAUGUGAGUGUAAAACAAUGCGAUUAAAGAAAACAUAAAUAAAAUACGUUAUUACUUAUUUAUUCUAUCAAAUCAAUUUAAGU